Nannizzia gypsea CBS 118893 is the source of this 378-nucleotide messenger RNA. RefSeq lists its product as hypothetical. The transcript is spliced from 7 exons. The record is from RefSeq and is a predicted model, not a curated record. Bases 1 to 378 code for a protein of 125 amino acids. Lineage: Eukaryota; Fungi; Ascomycota; Eurotiomycetes; Onygenales; Arthrodermataceae.
AUGCCUAUUGCGAGACAGCUGAAAGGUAACAAGAUUCAUAUCUUCCUCAUGCAGCGGUUUAAUCGGCAAGUCUCUAUUCAGAACCGAAUCGCCAGCAAGCAGCGGUUAUAUCACUUGGGAGUUUCUAGAGUUGCUUGGUUUGCACUGGUUCGGCUCUUGCGAGUGAUAAGGUUAAAUGAAGGCUUUAUUGCCAUACCGGAUACCGGAUGGGACGUAUUUAUUAUAACUACUAUGGUUGUUGUCGAGCGAGCGAGCGUGAAGUUAUGUAUAACUGUACGGAGUAUAUCAACUUGUGCUUGGAGGCGUAAUAGCGAGGCGGAGUAUCUCCUCAACUCUUUCCUCGUACGGAGCGCUGGGUAUCUUGUUUUCGUGGAUUAA